Messenger RNA from Durusdinium trenchii, 510 nucleotides. The record is from the annotation of a GenBank genome assembly. NCBI's taxonomy places the organism in Eukaryota, Dinophyceae, Suessiales, Symbiodiniaceae.
AUGAAGGCCCACUAUCAAGCACCCUCAACAGAAGCCUUGCUGGAAGCCAGCAGCAGUGCAAGUUUCAGGCAAACAGAUUUGCAGCAAGAGCAGUCACCCACUUUCCAAGGCCAAUCGACAACACACCACGAUUUCCAAGCACCACCAGCGACUGCCGUAAAGCAGGUCCAGUCAAACGCCGCCAUACCGAAUGCCCAGGCGUUGCAACCAGUUCCAUUCGAAGGUGAGUCAUCCAUGAAAAUCCACUACCAAGCCCCUUGGAAUGAGGCUUUGAAAGCAGCUGGAAGCAGUGCCCUGCAGAGAGAGUCUGGCAUAGAAGUGAGAGAUGCAACCGUGCCUUUCGAAGGGCAGUCCACCACACAUGAAGACUACCGAGCACCACCUUUGGAGAAGCUUAGCCAGUUCCUACGGCAACCGCCACGUGAUGAAGCAUUUGCCACAGUGCCAUUCGAAGGCGAAUCAUCAAUGAAGGCCCACUAUAUCCAGCGCCCUCAGCAGAAGCCUUGCUAG